Molecule: messenger RNA, 2920 nt
Organism: Sceloporus undulatus (fence lizard)
Lineage: Eukaryota; Metazoa; Chordata; Lepidosauria; Squamata; Phrynosomatidae
Gene: ADAM2
Product: ADAM metallopeptidase domain 2
Exons: 21
Coding region: 509-2791 (760 amino acids)
Biological process (GO): cell adhesion; binding of sperm to zona pellucida; proteolysis
Cellular component (GO): plasma membrane
Molecular function (GO): metalloendopeptidase activity
Source: RefSeq, a predicted model, not a curated record
CUCCCUUCAUGAAGCCAAGAAUUGGGGGUCCCCUUCUCUAUCCUUGUUCCUCCAUUGACUCAGGAAUUGGGGUGCCACGUUCAUUCUCCAUCCUUGUUUCUUGGUGGGGUCAGUUAUUGGGGUGUCGUGCUCUCUAUCCUUGUCUCUUCAUGGAGCCAGGAAUUGGGGCACUGUAUUCUCCAUUUUCGUCCCCCAUUGGACUCUGAAAUUGGGGCGUCCCCUUCUCCAUCCUUCUCCCUUCAUGGAGCCAGGAAUUGGGGUGUCCUCUUCCCAUCCUUCUCCCCUCCUGGGCUCAGCUGUUGGGGCGCCCCAUUCUCCCUCCUUGUCCCAGGAACUGGGGGGAUUAAUGGGGUGCCCCAUGAUCCCCCUUCCUUUCCCUGAGGCUCCCUUGGGCCUCCCCUGCUGAGGCCUGCUUCCCUCCCUCUCUCCCGCCAGGCCUUGGGUUCGCCUGGCGUUCUUGGCCGUUAGAGCCCUCUCUCCUUGGGGCGAAGGAGGCCGGGCGGGAGCCAUGAGGGGCCUCCAGCUGCUGCUGCUGCUGCUCCUCCUCAGCGCCGCCUUCCUCCUCAGGGGCCUCGAUUGUCAGAGGUUUCUGCAUAUCACCUACCCACAGAAAGUACCGUCCAACAACACCGAAGACGGCUUGGGAGACGAGAGCAUACAGACGUAUAUUAUCACAAUAAACAAGAAGGCAUACACAAUUCAUCUGACACAACAAAGCUUUUUGCCAAAUGACUUUAUGGUUUACACAUACAACAAAGGGGGCUUUGUACAUCCCAACUCCCCGCAAGUUCAGAAUGAAUGCUUCUACAAAGGUUAUAUCGAAGGUUACCCCAAAUCUGUUGCAAUACUCAGUACCUGUUCUGGGCUCAGGGGAUUGCUGCAGUUUGAAAAUGUCAGCUAUGGAAUCGAGCACUUGCAGUCCUCAACGACAUUUGAGCACCUUCUUUAUCAAAUCAACAACAAAAACCUCAAUGGCCCUCUUAUGACAGAAGGCUUCACUCCUUUGGACAGGCCAAUGGAGAGCAGUGACGUGUCUUAUAAGCUACUUUCAGAUACUAAACCACUGGCAGACGUCACUAAAACGUUCAGAUACAUAGAACUGUAUAUCGUUCUGGAGAAGGAAUUGUAUGACUACAUGGGGGGAAACCGUGAUGAUGUCACCCAGAACAUAGUACAACUUAUUGGUUUUGUCAACGGUAUAUUUUCUGACCUCAACAUAACGAUCGUUCUCUCCUCUUUGGAAUUCUGGACAGACCAGAAUAAAAUCGACACAUCAGGAGACCCUGACGAGUUAAUGCGGAAGUUUUUACAAUGGAAGAAUUCAUAUCUUGUUCUACGACCCCAUGAUCUGGCAUUUUUGUUUGUUUACAGGGAGAGGCCUAAUUAUGUCGGAGCAGCAUUCACCGGAAAGCUGUGCCUCCGGAAUUACGAUGCAGGAGUUGCUCUGUAUCAAAAGUCAGUUACGAUGGAGACGUUUUCUGUCAUCCUGGCACAACUGUUGGGCCUCAGCCUGGGGAUGGAGUAUGAUGAUGGCAAAGAAUGUAAGUGUCCAGGCCCCAUCUGUGUAAUGAACACAGGAGCAGUGCAUUCGAACGGUGUUAAAGCCUUUAGUAGCUGCAGCAUUGAAGACUUCCAAAAUUUCAUUAAGUUCAAAGGAGCCCCUUGCCUUUCUAAUAGGCCCAAUUUAAAAUUGUAUUAUAAAAAGAGAAAUGCAAAGGGCAGAUCAGUUUGUGGAAAUGGUAUUCUGGAGCCUGGAGAGAAGUGCGAUUGUGGUUCAGCUGAGGAUUGUAAGCACAGUAGAUGCUGUACCAGCACAUGCACAUUUCAGCCGGGAGCUGUGUGCAGCAAUGAAUUAUGCUGUGAAGGUUGUAAGUUUAAGCCAAGAAAUACAAUAUGUAGGUCAACAGCAGAUAACGUUUGUGAUUUUCCUGAGUACUGCAAUGGAAGUUCAGCGUCCUGUCCAGCCAAUGUUUAUGUCCAGAAUGGUUUCAAGUGUGGUUCCAACACUGGCUUCUGUUACGGAGGAUCUUGUCAGUCAGCUGAUCUACACUGUCAGGGACUCUUUGGUAAAGACUCAAAAAAUGCUCCAAUUGCAUGCUAUGAAGAAAUCAAUGGUCAGACAGAUAGAUUUGGACACUGCGGGACUGAUUCCAAAGAGGGAUAUAAGGCUUGUUCUCUUCAGGAUAUCAGAUGUGGAAAGUUAAUCUGUGUAUAUCCAUACACAGUGCCUUUUACUAAAAUGAAAGUUCCUGUCCUGUAUACGCCAGUAAAAGGUACUAUCUGUGUAUCUUUGGACCUUCAACAGCCAGAAGGCUCCCCAGACCCUAUGCUGGUGAAAGAGGGUACAAAAUGUGGAGUUGAUAAGGUUUGCAUCAAUCAAGUAUGUGAAAAAUAUAGCAUCCUGAAGUACGACUGUGACCCUGAUAAAAAAUGCUCUGGACACGGUAUGUGCAACAACAAGAAAAACUGCCACUGCAAUCCAGGAUGGGCUCCCCCAAAUUGCAAAAGUAAAGGAAGCCCCCUGGGAGGAAGUGUUGACAGUGGGCUUCGCAUUUUGGCAUCCGACAUUACAGAAAGAGCCGCUGAAAACAGCAUGCGAACAUGGGUACUGCUAAGCAUAUUUCUCUUCCUGCCCAUUGCCAUUUUGUUGGCCAUCUUGCUUUUCAAAUGGAAACGAAUCAACAAGUACUGCGCUGAUGACAAGAAGUCACAAGACGAUUCUUUAUCUUAUUCUAGAUCGGAAGAAUUGAGCAUGUCUGACAAAAUAAGCACUCACACGGACCAGAUGUGACCCAAACUGCGCUGGACUCCUGCUGUGCAGGGAAGAAAAAGAGAGAGCCAAGAUCACUCCACACUUGGAUGGUGCCCUAUUUCUUGUAGUUCCUUAAUAAAUGAUUGCUUGCAUAGAAAGCACAGAGGA